AUAUGACCUUAAAUUUUAUUCUGGCCACUGCCAAAGACCUCAAUGGCUAGGCAAUUUCUGUCUUUUAAUGAACAUAAUAAAUUUUUCGGUCAUAUAUUGCGCUAUAAAUCAUUAAACUUCGGUCUUGAUUCCAUAAAUAUAUGUGAUUUUCUGAGCAGAUUGCGUCAUUUGUUCUUAGCAACAUUAACAACAUUGAUUUGAGCAAUACUUUUCCUAGGUAACAAGAACAAAAAACAAUUCACUAUUGUCAUAUAUAAAAUGACGUCAUAUAUAUUUAUAGUUAUUUGAAAUUAGAAUAAGAACUGUGACGUCAGAAAUAUAUGUAAUUCUUACAGUAGACUACGUCAUUUCUUCUUAGGAACAAGAACAGCAAAAAUAUACAAAAUGAAGUGCAAAAGGAUUCAAGUUAUAUUUUUCAUCAUUCUGUGGACCAAACUCUACUUCAGCGAUGGUGAGAGAAACGGACAGGUUGUUCGGAGAUCUAGCACGACAUGUGAGUCAAUGAAACCAGCAAUACCAAAUAAUGCUUUCGAGAUGGCUUUCAGUAUCGAAAAUGCAAAGGGAACGGCGAUUCAAGUAGUACUGUGUGACUUUGGCUACGAAUUUGUUUUGGAAAAUCGAGGGAAAAACGACCGGAUGGCAGUUACAAACCUAUGCAACGAUGGCGUUUGGAAAUAUCCGCAACUCCCAAGUUGUAGAUCGAGGACAACUUGUGGAGGGAAGCGUUGGUAUGAGCUUGAGCCUGGUCACUGUUAUUUCGGAGGACUUGCAAGAAAUUGGCUCCAUAGUCGUGAUUCAUGCCGAAGUGUUGACGCGGAACUUGUACAGUUCGAGACCGAGCGUGAAUUCAAUCUUGUAAAGGAGUGGCUAGAAAAGACGUACCGGGCAGGUGGUUUCGGUAUAAAUUGGGACCGUGGCUGGAUUUACUGGAUUGGAUUAACGAAUAGACAUUCUGAACACUUUUACUGGUUGAACAAUAAAAACAGGCGUUUGAGUAGUUAUGGCUGGACGAUUCCAUGGAUUAAUGGAGGUGACAUGCACGGCAAUGACAAGAACCCUCUUGGACUGCCUCGCAAUUCAGUGGCUGUGGUAGGAGCAAAGCACUACGACUUCAAAUUCAGAAGACUGGCCAAUGAGUAUAAGUGGUUAGGUCACUCUCAGUUUACUCACUUUAUAUGUGAGAAAGUUCCAAACGGUUGGAGUUACAAAGAGUUGCGUGCAAAAAGAGGCAACAGAGCACAAUUCUUCCUGGAAAAUCAACAAAUUGCGCUUGGCCUUAAGGAUGUUCUACCUAGCUCCGACUAUAUAAAAUAUGUUUAUGGACCCGCUGCCCUAAAGGAAGACUUUGCAAUAGAAGAAAAUGUUUUCAUGGAAAGACUUCCAACAAGGAGUGAGGAGUGGGCGAAAAGAGCGACAGAUCUAAGCGUUCUUAAACUUGAUCCUGAAAAGAAAAAAGCAUAUGGUAUAACGUGUCAAGGGAAUGGUCACACUUUUAAUCGUAAAAAGACCAUUACAAAGGAUUUGAAAACAGGAAAGAUAACCAAUGAGGUUUCCAACCCUGCAUUUGAUUGCAGUUUCUCUCGCGGUGUGACGGUUAAGAUAGCAAGUAAAGCCGACUUAAUUAAUACACCAGGUAUAUACAUUGUAACGGAAGAAGAACAAGGCAUCAGUGAUUCUGUAUAUGUUUUUGUUUAUGGUAGCAACGGAUGGUCAAGCUGGUCGCCUUGGUUAGAAUGUAUAUGUGAUGUUUCGAGUGGUUCCUUUAAACAGUUCAAGUUUCGAAAAUGCGAUACCAUCAAUUUUCCACAAAUUUGUACGAAGCAAUAUGAAACAAAGUCUAAAGACUGUACACCGCCAGCUGGAGAAACGUGUCAAGCCAAAUGUAAGCCUGGUGAAUGGGGACCAGACCAAUGUACGCCGAGCUGUGGAAAUAAUAUUCAAUGCAUCAGAACAAGAAGCCCAGCCCCAGGCAGUGGACCCUGCAAACCCUUAGAACUUACCUCGACAAUGAGCAAAAAUAGGCCAUGUCAACCAAAUCAAAGACCGCCAACGAAUACAGGAAGCAGUAACCCUCAAUCUGCUGGAAGUAACCAACCUGCUGGAAAUAACCAACCUACUGGGAAUAACCAGCCUGCUGGAAAUAACCAACCUGCUGGAAAUAACCAACCUACUGGAAAUAACCAACCUGCUGGAAAUAAUCAACCUACUGAAAAUAACAAACCUGCUGGAAAUAACCAACCUGUUGGAAAUAACAAACCUGCUGGAAACAAUCCACCUGUUGUAAAUAACCAACCUGCUGGAAAUAACAAGCCUGCCGGAAAUGAGCAACAAGUUGGGAAUAAGACCCCUGCAGCGAAUGAUGGAAGUAAAUCAGCAAUGACAGGUCCAAUCAUCGGAGGUGUACUUGUAGCAGUAUUGGUUGUGAUUUGCUGUUGUAUUGUCGUUAUAAGAAAGAAAAUGGAAGCAGGUAAAUCACAAAAACAAGCAGGUCAACCUGGUGAAAUGGAUGCCCUUAAUGGCUCAGAUGGGAGCGAUGACGACUCCGAUUCCGAUGCAGGAGCCCAGUCGGUUAGAGGAGGUUUCCGUGGACGAGGUCGUGGACGAGGACGGGGGAGGGGGAGGGGGAGAGGAAGAGGGAGACGAGGAUCUUAG
Molecule: messenger RNA, 2652 nt
Organism: Owenia fusiformis
Lineage: Eukaryota; Metazoa; Annelida; Polychaeta; Sabellida; Oweniidae
Source: the annotation of a GenBank genome assembly